AAGUGCAGGUACCGUGAGUGUCUGGCUGGUCUGCCCCGAAAAUGUCAAAUUCAAAUCACUGUACCGUCAAGGACAAGAAUUUGUUUCCGGAUGACUUAGAUGAAGAAAGUGUGGUUUUAACACUUGUCCCAGUUACAGAGGAGCCUUUUGAAGAAGUUAUACAAUCCAAUGUUCCAACAGCAGACAAUCUCAACCUAGAGACACCGAAGAAUAACAAAGAUCUUCCACAAACAAAUGACAUGAACAAUUCCUCGAGAACUCGUUGGAAAAAGCCCGUGGGUCCAUUGCCUGCUGUCUUGCCUCCUAUUACUGAGGUGUCUCGUAAUGCCUUGCGUAACUGGUGCCAACAAUUUAACCUGAGUACAGACGGCCAGAAAAUAGAAGUGUAUUUGAGGCUCCUGAAGCAUAGAUAUCCCGAACAACAAAAUUAUAUUCCCAAAACAUCAAAGGAGGCCAGAAUGACGCCAUAUUCCAAGAACAACUGUAAGAGGGAAAGAAGUCGGCAGAAAAGAAGUAGUAUAAGUGAAAAGGCCAAUACACACAGGGACACUGUUGGAAAUGAGUCUGGCCUAGAAUUGAAAGGUAAUAUAGUAGAAGUAGUCACUUCUGCCCAAGCAUCUAUGUUGGCAUCUUGGGCACGAAUUGCUGCAGAAACUCCUGAAGCCAAGACAGUGAAGUUUUGUCCUCCUGAGUCAACCAUAGAGACAUUUUUGCUGCCAGCCCCUGGUGUCAGGUGGUGCGUAGUCCAUGGCAGACUUCUCCCAGCAGAUGGGAAGGGAUGGGUGCGCCUGCAGUUUUGUGCAGGUCAGACCUGGGUCCCCAACUCUCGCAAGACAAUGAUUUCUCUCUUCCUGUUACCAGCCUGUUUAUUCCCAACCCCAGGACUAGAAGAUAAUAUGUUAUGUCCUGAAUGUGUCAAAAGGAAUAAGAAGAUGCUGAAAACAAUUAAUUGCAAUAGGAGAUAAAAGAAAAAGGCAUACUUU
Dipodomys ordii (Ord's kangaroo rat) is the source of this 983-nucleotide messenger RNA. It is a transcript of the gene Dppa2, whose product is annotated as developmental pluripotency associated 2. The coding region runs from base 42 to 965 and encodes 307 amino acids. Gene Ontology annotation, biological process: system development. Gene Ontology annotation, molecular function: chromatin binding. Lineage: Eukaryota; Metazoa; Chordata; Mammalia; Rodentia; Heteromyidae. The transcript is spliced from 7 exons. The record is from RefSeq and is a predicted model, not a curated record. Gene Ontology annotation, cellular component: nucleus.